Molecule: messenger RNA, 1233 nt
Organism: Paraphaeosphaeria sporulosa
Lineage: Eukaryota; Fungi; Ascomycota; Dothideomycetes; Pleosporales; Didymosphaeriaceae
Exons: 1
Coding region: 411-1007 (198 amino acids)
Source: RefSeq, a predicted model, not a curated record
AUGAUUAUCUGGCCAGCCAAAACCCACAGGAAUAACUGGACAAUAUUUUCCACGCCAGGUUGGCAAUAUGCGUGCUCUAAAUCUGGAUACACUAACUCCUACAUCAGCCUACAGUGGCUCAAGCGAAUAUUUGAUCCGGAGACUAAGGAACGAGCUGACGGUGAACCACGUGUUCUAAUCUGCGACGGCUUCGGCAGCCAUGAGACCCUUGAGGCUCUCGAGUUCUGUCUAGACAACAAAAUUAAUCUGUGCCGGCUCGCUUCCUAUACUUCCCAUAAGACGCAGCCUUGCGACGUCUCUGUGUUCGGCCCGCUCAAAUCAGCGUAUCGCGAAGAAGUCGAGUGACUAGAGAGAGGCGGCGUGAACGCUAUUGGCAAGGAGCACUUCACCAGCUUAUAUAGCCGCGCAAGAUGCAUAGCCGCGCAAGAAGCAGAGCCUUCACACCGAGAAACAUCAGAGCCGGGUUCUCAGCGUGUGGGUUGUUCCCAUUCAAUUCAGAUAGAGUCCUUCAAGGAAUACCGGAACCCCCAGAUGAGUUGACAAUCUUGGUGAGUCAGGGAAUGCCAGGGAGUGCGUCGAAUGCCGGUGAAACCGUACGGUCGCCUCUUACGCUAGUGACGCCAGUGACGCUAGUGACUACGCAGGGGUUGGUAUCGCUGCAAACCAUUAUAAUUAAUCGGGACGCCCACACCCUUGAUGGAAGAAGCAAGCGUAGUCUAGAAAGGCACUUAGACAAACUCUCUAAAGGCGCCCAUUUGGCGUUCUCCCAGGGAAUCCUCCAGCGCGAUCAGAUUAAUUUCCUCAUGAAAUUCAACAACGAAGCCAAGGUUCGACGCUCUGCCAGUAGAGGAGUUCUCGGGAACGCGAAGGUUAUGGGUGAUGACGAACUCGAGGCAGCGCGAGCCAAGCGUGCUGAAAAGGCGGCGAUUGAAGAGGCGAAGAGCAAGGCAAAGCGUGGCCGCAAGAGGAAAGCUUCCUCAGGAGUGGUAGAAGAGGAAGGACAAUAGGAACAGCGAGCGGCAACUACAACCAAGGUAAAACGUGGACGUACACGCAAGAAUAUGACGAGCUCUGGAAAGUUCUAUGGUGGCGAUGGUAGGGCAGAGCGAAGCGCAGGUAGUGGACAUCAGUGGCAGACAAGGGGAGCAUGACCACGCAUUAGGAUGGAGAGCGCCCGUGGCGCCCAUGCUGCAUACCGUAACUUCGUAGACUUACUUUGGCGUUGCCUUAGAC